Phyllopteryx taeniolatus (common seadragon) is the source of this 3161-nucleotide messenger RNA. RefSeq names its product TRIO and F-actin-binding protein-like. Gene Ontology annotation, molecular function: actin filament binding. The record is from RefSeq and is a predicted model, not a curated record. Gene Ontology annotation, cellular component: actin cytoskeleton. The transcript is spliced from 15 exons. NCBI's taxonomy places the organism in Eukaryota, Metazoa, Chordata, Actinopteri, Syngnathiformes, Syngnathidae. Gene Ontology annotation, biological process: actin filament organization; positive regulation of substrate adhesion-dependent cell spreading. The coding region runs from base 1392 to 3146 and encodes 584 amino acids.
AAUGAUGGUGAACAUCCGAUGGAGGGCACCAACAAAAGGUCUUAUCGUUACUACGAGAGGGGUCACCCGCUCCCCAACAACUAUGUUCCUGAGCCCAAAGCCACGGUACCAUACAGGAACGUUAAUCUCGGUAUUCCCUCCCAGAGGAGAAACCCUGAAACUUACAUGCAGGACACUUGGAGAAGUGAAUCCCCUCAGAGAUAUUCCUACCACUCCAAUUUUAGAAGGGGGACUGAGUCAUUGAGGAACUCUCCAACACGCCACAGCUCAGUCAGCCCGGACAGACACAAAAGGUCGGACCACCGAAUGCGCUCUCUCUCCAGAAGUGAGGCUCGAUCUCACGGCUCUUCUCACCUUCACUCACGUGCGCACUCUCAGCAUACAUCUAGCAGGUCCAGUCCGUCACGUAGACGGGGUUCCUUCGCCUGUCGGACGAUGUCACCGUCUCGACGAACGCCUUCUCACAAGCGCACAGACUCCUUCUUUUCACAAACUGGAAGCUACGAAGCACAGAGAGGAUGCAGCCGAGAUUCUAAAAGCCCAUCGCAAGCUUCCAACGAGCAUAGUUUAGAUUCAGAAAGACUCUAUAGGAAUCUGGAGUACAUCUCCCGCCGCGCCUCCUCCUCUACAUUUCAACAGAAUCCAAACAAGGGAUCCCAAAGCUCUUCUCGGACCAGAGAAGUGUCUCCAUCCAGAAAUGGCUCACACAGCCAGACCUCCAGAGACAGCAGACCGAGCGCCUCCCCAGGCUCCUGGCAGGGAUCCUCACGGUCUGUACUCAGCAUGCCCAUCUCGUGCGGGUCUUCUGCUUCGAGAUGUGGCGCGGAUCACCGGGGGCCUGCCGCCGCGUCACCGCCUCACGUUGCAAUCACGGAAUCGGACGAGAUCAAAGAGGAGAAUACUAAGAUCAGUGGUGACAGAAGCAGGAGUUGCGUGGGGAAAGGCAUGGAGGCCUUGCUCCUUUCUGAACCCAACAGGGCUACACAAGAGCAGGAGGAGGUGGGGAUGACUAUGGAAGACUACAUCGUACUUGCUGACAUUCCGACAAUCCAGGUGGAGUCAGAAGAAGACUUUCCCGGUCUGAGGAGGAGGAACCAGAGUCCCAGUCCUUGUAGAGACCAAAGGUUCCGGACUCAAAGCCAUCAACCUCAGGUCGACUUCGACAGUUGGAAGUUUGAGUUGGACGAGAGAGGCCGAGGCAGAGAGCGAGGGAGAGACAGGAGAGAGAAGAAGGACUCCGAGAAUGGUCCGUUAUCACGAAGACCGUCGACCGCAUCUCUUCAUAAACAGAGUUCAGACAAGCAAAGCGAGGAGCAUAGAUCUGCAAAGGUGAAGGAGCGAGGGCUUCCCGACUGUCCACAAACAAAGAUGCUGCCACUUUGAAGGGAUGGAUGUCUCGACUUGAUGAAAACAACAAGUGGAGGAAACACUGGUUUGUUCUGAGUGAUGCGUCGCUGAAGUAUUACAGAGACGCCGAGGCUGAGGAGUCAGAUGAUGCGGACGGCGAGCUUGACCUGUCCACUUGUGUCACUGUAUCAGACUGGGAUGUGGAAAACAACUACGGCCUCCAAAUUCAAACAAAGAGGGCAGUGUUCACUCUCUCUGCAGUGACCUCUGGAUUGCGGCGGAACUGGGUGACGUUGCUGAAGCAGGCCAUCCAGAACAACAUGCACCAAUCAGAAAGCGCCAGCAAGAAAGAGAACCCCCUCUCCCGCGGCCCGUCGUCACGCCGACCGUCCGCUUGCUUCACCUGCUCCGACUUUGAGCCUGCGGGUUCCAACAACGCAGCCGCCCGCUCCCCUCGAGCCGAAGGUCGACACCCAGCGGCGGACGUGGACGUGCACGCGGAGGUGAGCUCGGGCCCGGACGGAAAAGAAGAACGGGAGGAGGGUUGGGACCGCGAUUGGGCUAAGCGGCUGGAGGAGAGGAACAAGUGGUUCGAGGACGGUGUCCCCUUCGGCGAGAUGGGCAGCAGGUGGGACUGCAUGGGACUGAAGAGGGGGAGUGUCCCCGUGCCUGUCAUUGACACCACGGAGUCAGAGGUCAGCAGGAAGUGGACGGAAUUCGAGCGCCUGUCAUUUAGGGACAUGAGCGCACGGUCGCUCAUCGGAGCCCAGGCGUAUCUAACGAGCACGCGGCAGGCCUCCGAUUCCCGCGUUGGCACCCAGACCCGUCAGUCGAGCGCUGACGAGGAUGGAGCGUUUGCCACCGCUUCACCAACUGACAGCGCAAAAGAGCCUCCCGCAACUGUAAACGGGUCGCCCACCGCUCUAACAAACACAGCCGAGGCCCUUCAAAAGGAGGCCCUGUCCCUUGAAAAGCAAACAGAGAGCGUUAAGAGAGAGCGCGCAGCCAUGGCGAUAAAAGUGGACAGCCCGUGUGGACCCGGGGCCCCCUGCGGGGCCCGGCUCGAGGCCAUGGAAGCGGCCCAUCGGAAAGAAGUGCUGGAGCUGCGGGAGAAACACGAGAGGGAGAUCAGCGAGUCGGAGGGACAAAGAGACAGGAUGCUGGAGGAGGAGCGGCAAUCUUCUGCUAAAGUCAUGGAGGCUCUGAGAGCUUCCCACAGAGAAGAGCUGGAGAAGGCCAGGAGAGCGCCUGGGGGGGACGCGCACAUGGAAGCAUCUCAUCGAGGGCACAUCCCGCCGGUGGACGUGUGGCACCGUGAUUUGGAUGUCUUAUGUGAACGUUUCUCUGAGAAAUGUCUGCAGUUGAGCCUCAACGAGCAGAGCAGCCAAAGAAGAGAAAGUGAUCUUGAAUGCAAAGAGAGCGACUUGCGACAGCUUUGGAGAGAGAACCAGGAGCUUAAAGCCAAGCUGGCGGAAGAGAUUAGCCGCAUGCGUUAUUUCAUCACAGGACAGAGGCCAGACGUGCUUUCCCUCUGCAACGUGGCAUCAGAAGUUGAGACGCUGCUCAGAGCCAAAGAGAAAGAGGUGCAGUCUCUUAAGGAGGAGCUCAGCUGCUUACAGAGUGAAGUCCAGUCUCUCACCAAGGAGAAGGAGGCAGCCUAUGAUCGCUACAAGGAGGUUUAUGGCGAGCUAAGUGACUUGAAGCGCCGAAGCGGGUUGGAGAUGGUGUCUCUCAAUCAACACUUGCGAUUGGUCAACGCUGCACGACAGGAGAGCGCAACGGAAGCCUGUGACCAAUGAAGAUAACUAGUAGAA